AUGUCAGAGAAGGAACCUAAAGAGAAGAAACCAAUCGUAUUUGACCCUAUUUUACCGGAGACAGGCAUUUUUUUCUUCGAAGAAUGUCCAGCUACUUAUGAAAUAGAUCGCCCAAUACUUUUACCUUUGAAAAGCACUACUCAAAUACGUUACGAGGAACUUCAAGACGAAGCACACCGUGCUUGGAAGGAACAGAAAAAAUAUGGAGACUGCUAUAGAAAUCAUGUAAUAGUUACAGUAUCUGUACUGACAGCAUGGUAUUUCUCGUUUCUGAUUAUGUUUAUCUUGCCAUUGGAUAUAUCAUGGACUGUAUAUAGAACACAUCAAUGUUUAAAUACAACUACAUCACUACCCCUUGUCCAAGGUGAAACGACUACAGUUGCGCCUGGUAGUGAAUGCCCCAAAUCCUGGCCUGACACAGUAUUUCCUAGUCUGUGGAAAGUAGUAUACUGGACAUCACAAUGUCUGACAUGGUUAAUAAUGCCCAUGAUGCAGUCUUACAGUAAAGCGGGUGAUUUUACUGUCAAGGGGAAACUAAAAUCUGCAUUGGUUGAUAAUGCAAUAUACUAUGGCUCCUAUUUAUUUAUCUGUGGAGUACUCCUCAUAUACCUUGCGUUUACAUCGGGUGUCCAACUUGAUCGUCCCAAGAUUAAAGCUAUUGCAUCUACUGCGAGUAACACUUGGGGAUUGUUUCUCCUAAUUUUGCUUCUCGGAUAUGCUCUUGUUGAAGUGCCGAGAAACCUAUGGAACAAUUCGAAGAAGAAUUACACACUUACGUAUUGCUAUUUUAAAAUUGCUAAAUUGAGUACAGAUAAAUUUGAGGCUGAGGAGACAAUUGAUGAUAUUCUUGAGAGUUUAAAUUGCGUGACAGCUGCUAUUGGCUCAGGGCAUCCCUUGCAACGUCAUGUGGAGACAAUAGUGCAGAAACUGCCGGUGCAGCUAAGAGACAAGCUCAAUGCUAGACCACCACCAGAAAGAACUCCACCACCAUCCUUGAAGAGCUUGAUUAAUCUUCAUAAAAAGACCAUUAAAGCCCUGCACGUCUUACAACGUACUGAAACACAGUAUGGCUUAAUGCUGGAAAGAAUCUACCACCUCGAGGAUAUAUCUAGCAACUGUCGGUCACCAGACAAACGUUUUCAACAUACUUUUCAUACGCCCCGGCCUCGGUUGCAGAGGCUCUUUUAUCCGCCUAUCGUGGAAUGGUAUUGGGAAUGUUUCCUGAAACAAUACUUCCUGAAGGCAAUGGCAGUUGUAACCUGCAUAUUAUCUGUGAUGGUCGUCUGGUCUGAAGUGACAUUCUUCAAUAAACAGCCAGUGUUAUCCAUUUUUGCAAACAUCGUUUCUGCUGCAGGAAAAAAUUUCAACUAUAUAGCUAUUGUGACGAUUUCAACAUUGAUAAUAUGCUACAUUUUCUACUGUGCGUACUCCACGGUGCUGAAGAUUAGGGUCCUCAACUUGUACUACUUGGCACCUCAUCAUCAGACGAAUGAAUACAGUUUGAUCUUCUCCGGCAUGAUGGUGUGCCGUCUUACACCGGCUAUGUGUCUCAACUUCUUAAGUCUAAUACAUCUGGACUCGCAUAUAAUUACUCAAAGGAUUAUGGAAACGUAUUAUACACAGAUCAUGGGUCACAUGGAUGUCCUGCGCAUCAUAGCAGAGGGUUUCAACAUAUAUUUUCCCAUGCUGGUGAUACUGCUCUGCCUCGCUACCUACUUCUCCUUGGGCAGUCGCCUGCUCUCGCUCUGCGGCUUCCAGCAGUUCGUAGGAGAUGACGAUCUCACCACGGAUUUGGUGGACGAAGGACGAGAGAUUGUCAAACGAGAAAAACGUCGUCGCCAGCGCGUAGAGGAAUCGAUGUCACGUCGGAGAGACUACAGCGAGCGGUUCGCACAGUACCGCACGGCGCGGGAAAAUGAUGGAGCCCGCACCGGGCUCCUGAACGAUAUCGGGUCGGACCAUUACGCGUCGCCAGAACGCCAGCCAGAUCCCCACCUCUACCAGAGAGCCGAGUUGCCGUACAACCGACCCAAUAUGGCGCUCGAAGACGAAAUCGACCGGCGUUUCGGCGAAAGCACGCUGCCCGCUGUUAGGACAGAAGACCGGAGGCGGGACAAACUGACGAUGCCGCCGAGGGGCCUUUUUGAUGAUGUUUAA
Messenger RNA from Leptosia nina, 2157 nucleotides. Lineage: Eukaryota; Metazoa; Arthropoda; Insecta; Lepidoptera; Pieridae. The record is from the annotation of a GenBank genome assembly.